Molecule: messenger RNA, 6264 nt
Organism: Triplophysa dalaica
Lineage: Eukaryota; Metazoa; Chordata; Actinopteri; Cypriniformes; Nemacheilidae
Gene: skila
Product: SKI-like proto-oncogene a
Exons: 7
Coding region: 159-2300 (713 amino acids)
Biological process (GO): negative regulation of BMP signaling pathway
Cellular component (GO): nucleus
Molecular function (GO): SMAD binding; RNA polymerase II cis-regulatory region sequence-specific DNA binding; DNA-binding transcription factor activity, RNA polymerase II-specific
Source: RefSeq, a predicted model, not a curated record
CUGAUCGGACCAUUCUUUCUGUCACCAUCAUGCAUGCAGCUGGACGCAAAAGGAUUUGCAACCUUUAAAAGAGAACGGAAGACAAACCUAAGAGUGUCGCGUUUGAAGCGUAGCCAAAUAUUUUCCGUCCAAACGAAACCAUUGGUCUGUGCACAAGGAUGGCCAGUCCUCAGACAAGUCUGAAAACCCCUUUCAAAGACCUGACGUCAUUCAAAGGCAACAUGAAGAGACUUUACAGAGAGCGAUUGGAAGACGCUCCCAUUAAAAAACGAGUAAUGGCAGAGAUGCACUUGAAACGUCGCAGUCAGGAGAGUGCCCCCAAACCACUGAAGGUGAAGAAAGAGCGCGAGGAGCACAUGAGCUCUGAAGUAGACAUUGACUGCAGAGAGUUUCCCAUGGUUGGCCCUUCCAAGGCUUUAGAUCUCAGUGCGGGUCUCAAGCAUACUCUGGCACAAUUCACUCUAAGCAGCCAAAGCUCUCUGGGGGGUCCCGCAGCCUUCUCUGCGAAAUCUGCUCAAGACCGCACCUCUCCUGCUGGCAUGGCAGCGCUCCCAUCACCCCCGGUUCUUGGAGGGGGCCCGCUCUUGGUUCCCUGCGACAGCUCCACAGAGCUUACCCAUUCUCUGCUAGAGGGAGAGUCCAUUUCCUGCUUUGUUGUGGGGGGUGAGAAACGUCUAUGUCUACCCCAGGUACUCAACUCGGUGCUCCGAGACUUCUCUCUGCAGCAGAUAAACGCCGUCUGCGAUGAACUUUACGUUUACUGCUCCCGUUGUGAUGGCGAGCAGUUACAUAUCCUCAAGGUGCUAGGCAUCCUGCCCUUCAACGCACCUUCCUGCGGCCUCAUUACCUUAACCGAUGCCCAGAGGCUCUGCAAUGCCCUGCUCCGCCCAGGAGCCAUCCUCCCAGCCGACCCCAGCAACAAACUGCCAGGCCACGGCUUGCUGAAGGAGAGCGAGGCCAGUUUCCAGGUGGAGCACCAUUGUCUGGGGAAGUGCCAAGGCCUGUUCGUGCCCCAGUUUUACGUGCAGCCAGACGCCCCCUGCAUUCAAUGUAUGGAAUGCCAGCUGCUCUAUUCCCCGCAGAACUUUGUCAUGCACUCGCACAAGUCCCCCGACAAGAGGACGUGCCACUGGGGUUUCGAUUCGGCCAAGUGGCCAUGCUACCUGCAGCUGGGCCGCAACCACGAGGGCACACCGGAGGAGCCCCAACUCAAACAACUGCUGGACGAGACGAAGGAGAAGUUUCACUAUCAGCUCAAGAGACCUUUAGACAAAAAGGUUGUGGAUGACAACAGUCAUGGCCGGAAGUCCAACCCUGCCCCCAGCCCCCCCAACUGCAAGCUGUCUGACAGCGCCCUGGAGAAAAAGGGUAACUCCCAAUCUUCACUAGUGUUGAAUCGACUGUUUCCUGAUAUCAAAGAGGAACCAGGACAUGAACCCAUCGUCCACCCGAGUUAUUACCUUUACACAUACGAUAAGAUGGUGGCCCCGAACGUGUCCCUGCGGAAGGAGGAGGAGGUGAGCCAUGAGAUGCUGGGUGCCCUUCUUAAACAACACUACGGCCGGAAAACUCUCACCCAAGACGAUCUUCCCGCAUCUCCUUCCUCCACCACAGAGGAGGCCAAAUCCCAAUCGCGCGAGCGCCGGCAGCCUCCUCCGCCGGUCGCCAUGGAGACAAGCCCGGGCAAGCAGCACGCCCCCGCGGCGGGCGGAGACGGCGACGCUGAGGACGACAAGGACAGGAUCAUGUUGGAGAUCGUGCAGAUGUACCGGCGACAGCAAGAGAAGCUCAACUCCACCCUUCAGAAACAGCUGCAGCUGGAGAUGGAGCUGGAGGCAGUGCGCGGGGGCGAGGCGGCCAGGCUGAGGGAGUUGUCUGCGGAGCAGCUGGAGCUGCAGAGCGAGCUGGAGGCGGUGCACACUGAGCAUGCUCAGAGACUGGGGGAGGUGCGGCAGGAGCAGAGACAGCUGGAGCACCGACUGGAGCAGCUCAGACAUCAGAGCUGCGCCUGCCAGCCUAAAGUACAGGAGGCGCAGUACAACGCGCAGUUAUGCGAGCUGCGCUGUCGUCUUGAGUGUGCUGAGGCGGAGCGAGAGGAGCUGCAGGACGAGCUGCACAGAGAGCGAGAGGCCAGAGAGAAGUUGGAGCUCAUGAUCUCACAACUUCAACAGCAGAUGGCUCAGUCUGGCACCAAAGGGAGCCACUCCAGCAACAGUCCCGCCCAGCCUCCCACCCCCUCCGCCAGCCCCCAAUCCCAAUAUUCCCCCACCUCACCGGCCCUGGAGGCAACCUCUGGCUAAACUCUUCCAACGGCCCCCUUUGCUUACCCCCCACUCUCGCACGGCUGUACCCCGGGAACCCGCUCGUCCACUCCCCGCAGAGUACAAGACAAUGGCAAAACAAACCCUCUGCAGGAUCGAGCCACUCUCCCCAUAACCGUGCCCCCUCGUGUCCCCCGCCACAAAAAGACUUGACGUUCGUCUUUAUUUAAAACAACUUUUGUCUGACCCAAGACCAGUGAUUAAGCAUUUGUUUGGAUGUUUGUGUUUAUUUAUAAUCGUGCCAGAGAGGCUGAUCGGACAAAGUGGCGCUGGUUCUUUUCAAGACUCUGUGCCGCCUGUGGUGUUGCUGAGCGCUUUACCCGUCCCAACUCUUUGUGCGUGGAACAGGAAACUGGCACUCACUCGAAUACUACCUGUCACCCGGAGCCACAGGACGCCAAACAUUAAGAGGCCAAAUGACUGCGCGAGCAGCGGCACGACACCACCCAGAUGUUUACCUUUUUUGUGUUUGCUGCAAAAUCUGUUGAGCCAUACAUAUGCAUCUGUGGAAUGUUUAAAGGAAAGGGGUUCACGAGCCCCGUGGUUUAAGAUCACAGUUUGUCUUGAGUCUGAUUAUGCGUUUCCUGUCUGUACGGCUGACCCUUGUGCAGGCUGACAUUCCUGUGCGGUGCAGUAAGUAAAGAUUCACGAUCGCCCUCUGCUGGUGACCAGAAAGAACACUCAGCCACGUUUAACCACAGCGAAUAUCUGUAGUUGAAUGAAGGGAUUUUUCUCCUUGUCUCUUACAAUCACACAACACACUUUUGUGUUAUUUUUUCUUCAAAGAUUAAUUAGUCGUCCCCCAUAAUGCAUUGUUAAAGCAAAUUUCUGCAAUUGUCCUUAAAGGGACACUGCAACCAAAAAGUGAAAAAUCUGCCAUCAUUUAUUCGCCCUUGGGUUGUUCAAAACCUGUGUAAAUGUAUUUUAUUCCGGCUUAACACGAAGGAAGAUAUUUUAAUGAAUGUCAGUAUCCAAACACAUCUCAUCCCCCAUUUACUGCCAUUGUAAGGGGAAAAAUGCUAUGGGAGUCAAUGUGGACGAGAUCGGUUUGGCCAUUUUUCCAAAUAUCUUUCUCUGUGUUCAGCAGAACAAACACAUUUUUACAGGUUUGGAACCUGAAGGUGAGUAAAUGAUUACAGAAUUUUCAUUUUUGGGUGAACUGUCCCUUUAAAUGGUCUCAAACGCUGCAUUACAGGUAAAACGAACCAGCUGUCACGUGUUUGGUGUUUUGCCUGUUUUUUUCAUCCCUCUGUGUCAUUAUCUUGUAUGACUGAACAAACAGGUUUGGCAGAGAGAAGGAAAACACAGGGGGAGAAAUGUUAAGGGACUGAUGUUGUCAUGUUAGCUCGCAGUCGCCGUGGGAUGAGGGACAGGCUUUGUCUCGGCAGAAUGGGGCAGCUUAUGCCCAGGGGCCGCUUGUGGUUCCAUGCCCACCCGUACAUCGGCCAUGCGUAUGUCCCCAUCCAACAGAAAGCACACAUAAAUGCAUAGGGAGAGAGUGACAGGAAGUUAACUAUUUAGUUUUCGUUGAGUGAGUGUGUGAAAAUAGUGGACAGAUAUAUUGCCGUUAAUCAAAAAUCUUCUUUUGAGUUGCAUAUAAAGCUUACAGAAAACAUUCCACUGUGCACAACUCAUUGAAUUCAAUAGCAGCCGAGCCACAGCUGUGUAACUUGUACAGUGAAAACCUCACAGAGAGAGAGAGAGAGAGAGAGAGAGAUGUAAGAUGCCCGACUGAUGUGAAUACAUCCAGCCAUGAAGAAUAAAAAACAAAAGCAAAGCUGUCCCGAAUCAAGGACUGUACUGUAAAUGAGUGCUCUGUUAUUGUUAAAACCUUAUUCAGAAAUAAUUUAAUGUAACUAAUAAAGAUUUAUAUACACUUUGUACAUACAGUAGUCAUUAAUAUAUUAACGAAAUUCUUAUAAAAAAUAUUCGUUUUCUAAACAAGUUUUGAAAAGCUGGGUGCGUCCGAGCUCUAUCGUUUCCUUUUUUUCUAAAAUAUAUAUAUGAUAUAGUGUAAGGUGGUAUGGGAUGCAUGGUGCCACUCAUCGGAGAAGCGGAAAAGUCAAGCAUGCUGUUCAGUGUCUCUGGAGCCCCUGACUUGAUAUUUUGGUGACGUUAGGAUUUCCCCUCCCCAUGAUUUCGAUAUGAUAUAACAAGGAUUCUUGCAAAGAAGAAGUGAAAAGAUGCAUGUAUUGUGAGCUCUAUGGUUAUGCUGAAUGACAGAUGAUUAUUGCAGAAAUGUUUUUUGUAUUUCACACACACAAGCUUUUAAACAGAUAUUUCUUAAUGUUAAAUGGGAAAAGUGGUCUUUGUGUAAAGCGGCACAAGACGUGCUGGAUAGCAGAAUGCCUGAGACUUUUGAUAUGAGAGAGACCGCGUGCAUCAUAAGCAAGAGUGAUUUUAUAUAAAGCUCGGGUUUUAUGUGCUGACCUUUUGUUUCCCUCUUGAAAGGUUAAGAGAUUGUAGCAUCUGUUUUGCCACUGUAAUGAACGGCAUUACUACAGUGUGUCAACUACAAUGUAUGUACAAUCAGUAUUAGGUUUGUUUUUUUCACCACAGUUACCUCUGUAGCAGCCGUUUCAAUGCUGUUUUUGAUAGUUUGGGGUGUUAAAUGUGUUUUUGAAGCUUUCUAGAGCAAACCUUUUCAUUUUUGAGAACUCUAUGAAACGCGUCAUUUGCAUUUUGUACACAAGGGGGCGCUGUAUGUCUUCUAUGUAGAAUGAUAUGUUUAUUUGAAUUAUGAGCAAUUGUGGGCAUAGAAAUCCAGUACUACUUAGACUCUUAAACGCUUUUGCAGUGUUAAGCAACUGAAUACACGUAACAUUGUACAUAUUAAAAGAAAAUAUGUAUCUAUAGGCCUAGUAUGAUAUCUUAAGCAACAAUGUACCUUCACAAAACAAUCUCAUAGUUUUGUAUUAUAGAGAAAAAAAUAUGUCCCACAUUUACAAGGGAUGAUAAAUACUGUGGCUCCCUCGAGCUGUUUCUGUAAAGGGAAGAAUUCAAAAAUUACGAACGUUUUUAUAAUGGUUGUAUGACUACCUACCAGCACAGCAUGUGUCCCAUCAUCUUUGAUCCCACAAUAUUUGAUCACACCUUUUAUAAAGUUGAACGAAGACAUUGCUAUACUAAAACCAGAUGCUUCUUUUUUAUAACACACUCACGUCAACACUGUAAUAAAAAUUAUGACUUUUUGUAAAACGGCCAUGUUGCAAUUCUGAAAGAUGAUAUGCAGUGUUUGUGUGUCACGACUUCUAUUUGCCAAUCUUAAAGUGUGAUGAGAGUUUUUUUCUCUUGCAUGAAAACGAGACGCUGAUCUCCUACCUCAUGUUGUGAUAUAAGAUGUUUUCUAAAGCAGAUGACACAUCUCAAAUGGUUUAUCACGAUCGAUAUUUACUAUAGUUAAAUACAUGUACAUGCUUUUAGCUAAUACCUCAGUUGUAUACAGUGUUUUUGUUGAUUUCCCCGAUUUCAGACAUUGUAAAUAUAUAUUGUAUAGACAAUGAACUUGGAUUCAAUUCAAGUAAAGCUCUGUAGUGUCAAACCUGUGUCGUUGUGCUUUCUGCAUUUUAUGCACAUUUUGUCGGGUGGGUUUCAUUGAUACAAAACUAAAGAAAAAUUACAAAAAUCAAACAACAGUAUCUAUAGAAGGGCAUUGCAGCAAAAACAUAAAAACAAUAUGUGGCCCGAAAUUUAACUUCCGCAAAGAUAAAAUAACUUUAGGAGUUUUGAUUUAAUUAAUAUACUAUUAAAUAUUUAUAUAAACGAAUAUAAAUUCAAUAAAAAAUACAUGACUGUAUUAAAAACUACCACAGACUUCCACAGGCAAUAGAAAUGACAAAUUAGAAAUGAACAACUGCACUUUUAUUAUUUCUCAAAUUCUGCAGAUUUUAUGUCAAAUAACAAAACUAAACUGUAAUUUUAAACAAAUUCCAAAUAAAAUAAA